Hippopotamus amphibius kiboko is the source of this 10017-nucleotide messenger RNA. It is a transcript of the gene HELB, whose product is annotated as DNA helicase B. The transcript has 13 exons. NCBI's taxonomy places the organism in Eukaryota, Metazoa, Chordata, Mammalia, Artiodactyla, Hippopotamidae. The record is from RefSeq and is a predicted model, not a curated record. The coding region runs from base 11 to 3241 and encodes 1076 amino acids.
AAGAUGGAGUAUGGCUUCGCUGAGUCAGCCUUUGCGCGAGCUGCGGGGACCUCUGCUCCCACCCAAGGACCUGGGGGAGGAGGACGAGGAUUAUCUGAGGGAGGAUGCGGAGGAGGAUGAGGACACGGUGUUUGUGGACGCCGAGGAGCUCUGCAGCGGGGGCGUCAGGGCUGGCGGUCUCCCUGAGCGGCUCCGUGUUUCCAUUUUUGAUGAAAACACUCACCAGCAAUGUGACGUGUUUGGACGUUUCCCAUUAAUGGGUGCAUGGUGGCGAGUGAAGGUACAGGUAAAGCCUGUGGGAUCAAGGAGCUAUCAAGUUCAAGGAUUUCCAUCUUACUUUUUACAGUCAGAUAUGUCACCACCCGAUCAGAAGCAUAUCUGUUCCCUCUUUCUUAAAGACUGUAAUGUCUCCGAGGAAGACAGAAUUAAAUUUUUAGCAUGGGUACGUGGUAAAUCAAGUUAUCAAGACCUUAACUUUGAAAAUCUUAGGCAACAAUUAAGAACUUACCAAAAGGAAAUUGAAAGGAAUAGUAAAAAACAAUCUACACAGGAAACGCAAGAAGAGUCACUACCAGAUUAUGAGAUUCCGCUUCCUGUGGAAAAUACAAUUCCAUUUGUAACUGUGAUGAGAGCUUUGCGGUUUCCAAAAAUAAUGGAGUUCCUUCCAGUUCUUCUGCCCCGACACUUUAAACAGCUCGUAAGCUCAGAUUCUGUAAAGGUGUUGGAAAAGCUGGAAGAGAUUUUAGGUACACAGCCAUGGAAACUCGGAUUUCGUAAAAUAACCUGUAGGGAGCUGAAGCUUUUGCGAUGUGAGGCAAGUUGGACAUCGUUUUGUCAGUGCAAGUCUCUUCUCCAGCUGAUGAGUGAUUUGGAGAAGAAUGCAUUAGUAAUAUAUUUUGAACUGAAGCAGAUAUGUAGAGAGCAGGGGCACACGUGUGUUGAAGAAGCUGACUUAACUUCUGAAUUGUCAGACCGCAUGUCUUUUUAUGACGUUUGGCAGUCUCUGAAGUUCUUGAAGGAUAUCGGUGUGGUGACGUAUGAGAAGGGCUGUGUCUUUCUUUAUGACCUUUACCAGGCUGAACGAGGCAUUGCCUCUUCAAUCUGUGACCUGAUGACAAGGCCACCAUGGCAAUUACAUGUCGAUGUCAAGAAGGUGCUGGCGUCUAUUCAUAGCGCAAGGCCUGAGAAUUCAGCAAGUGAUGAUACGCCCAAUAGAAGUAAACCCGAUGAAACAAGAUCAGAAGAUCCUGUGGAUAUCUGGGACACGCAGGACAGCGGAGACCAUAUUUGGGAUAAUGGUGAAGAUGAAGUUAAUGCAGAAAUAAGUGAAGUUCACCUGGAUCAGGAUCAGGUCACUGCCUUGGGCAUGAUUUGCUCCAACGCUGUGACAGUCGUAAGUGGGAAAGGCGGCUGUGGGAAGACCACAAUUGUUAGCCAGCUUUUUAAGCAUAUAGAGCUCUUGGAAGAAAGAGAAGUGAAAAAAGCUUGCGAAGAUUUUGAACAAGAUCAGAAUGUGCCAGAAGAAUGGAUUACCUUCACCAGGCAAAGUCAGCCGAAGCCGGCCAAGCCUAUAGAAGUUUUACUUACAGCGCCUACAGGGAAAGCAGCUGGCUUACUGAGACAGAAAACUGGUUUUAACGCUUAUACGCUAUGUCAGGUCAAUUAUAGCUUCUACUUAUGGGAGAAAAAAAAAAUGACCAAGGACACGCCAUGGAAAUUUUCUUCGGUUAGAGUUCUGGUUGUGGAUGAAGGGAGUUUGGUAUCUGUGGGAAUCUUUAAAUCAGUUUUAAAUUUAUUGUGUGAGCACUCCCAACUUUCUAAGCUUAUUAUUCUUGGUGAUAUUAGACAGUUACCCAGUAUUGAACCUGGUAACUUGCUGAAAGAUCUUUUUGAGACUCUCAAGUCAAGGAAUUGUGCUAUUGAACUAAAGACGAACCAUAGAGCAGAAUCUGAACUAAUUGUGAACAAUGCUACAAGAAUCUCAAGACGCCAGUUUCCAACAUUUGAUGCAGAGCUGAAUAUCUCUGAUGAUCCAACAUUCCCUGUCUCAGUACAAGAUAAAUCAUUUAUUUUUGUCAGACUCCCAGAAGAAGAUGCCAGUUCUCAGUUCUCAAAAAGUAAUCAUCACUCUUAUUUAUAUUCUGCAGUGAGUACUUUACUCAAAGAAAAGGACCUAGAAGACGCAAAAACAUCACAAUUUAUUGCAUUUAGAAGACAGGACUGUGAUGUGAUCAACGCCUGCUGCUGUAAGCACUACACGGGCCAUCUAAUCAAAAACCAUCAGAAUAGACUUGAAUUUGGAGUUGGUGAUAAAAUUUGUUGUACCAGGAAUGCAUAUCUCUCAGAGUUACUCCCUGAAAGUACCUACAACAGUCAACAAAAUAAUGAACUAAAGGCCAGUGGCGAGGACUUUAAUGGUACUCCUCAUGGUUUUGCUAAAAAUAAGCAUGACUUUGAAAGUGGUAUUCGACUCUGCAACGGAGAAGUAUUUUUCAUAACAGGGGAUAAAACUGAUAUAACUUUUGGAAAGAAAAGAUUUUUGACCAUUAAUAAUAUGGCUGGCUUCGAAGUAACUGUGGAUUUUGGGAAACUAAUGCAGUAUUGUCACAUAAAACAUGCAUGGGCAAGAACUAUUCACACUUUUCAGGGAUCGGAGGAGAAGACAGUCGUGUAUGUGGUCGGGAAGGCCGGCCGCCAGCACUGGCAGCAUGUGUACACCGCGGUGACCCGGGGCCGCUGCAGAGUGUAUGUCAUUGCAGAAGAGUCUCAGCUUCGGAGUGCAGUUACAAAAAUCAGUGUUCGCAGAAAAACUCGUUUAAAACAUUUUUUGCAAAACAAGCUCUCCGAGAGCUGUGCAUCACCAGCAGAGUUUGCAUCCCCAUCAAAGAGCCCUGAAGACAGCAGGAGACCCAGCACACAGCCGUCAGCAUCCCCACUCCCUACAGUCACAGCUGACAUGGUGACAGAUGAUGUCCCCAGAAGGAGGGCCUCUGUGGCUGGUGACACGCUGUUUGCCUUUGCUGAAGGAUGGAAAUCAUCUGAUGAAGUGCAUAUACCUGAGGAUCCAUCACAAUCUAGAGGGUCCAAAAGAACGAGCUGCGUGAACAAUGCUGAAAGUCCAAACAAAGUUCUUAUGGUGGAAGAAGCGUCUCCACAAGUGUCUUCAAAACUUGAGAAUUUGAGGCUAAAUAAUUUAACCCCCAGGCAACUUUUCAAACCCACAAAUAAUCAAGAAACUUAGUUUUAUUUCAGAUUGCUCAAAAUAAUUGUCUAUUUUUUUUCCUAUUCAACACAAAAUGAACGUCAUAGCUUCAAAGGAUCAAGAUAAAAGUGGAUGUCCAUUAACUGAAGUUUUAUUUUAAGGCAUUUGUGUCAGCAAUGUUUUAAAAUCAUUCAUCAAAGAAAACGUUAAUGAUUUUGACAUCUGUCGUCAGGAGAACUGAUAGCACUGGUCAUAUAUGAGGGAAAAUAUGUUAUAUAUAUAUUUUUUAAAACUCUGUACUUUUAAAAGUGUUCUGUUUUUAGAAUAAUGCCUUAUUAACUUCCGUCAUCAUUGUGGGUGAUCUUUGCCAUUGUGUUGAAGCAGUGGUAAAGGUAAACUGUAAUUAUAUCUCUUAAGUUAUUAACACAUAUUCUAGGACAUUGUGUCUUCUGCAAAGUGGUCAUCUCACAAGGCUGCCACUUGCUCCGUCACUGCUGCCUGGGCCUCCCUGGUACAUUUUCCUGAAAGUUCCUUCUAAGCUGGAAGCACAUUGGUUUUGGGUUUUGUUUUCUUAAUUUGAGAUAUAAUUGACAUAGAAGAUUGUGUGAGUUUGUGUGCAUCAUGUUGACUCAGUACUUCCAUAUUGCAAUAUAAUUUCCACUGUAGCAUUAGCUAACAUGUCUAUCAUGUCACAUAAUUAUCAUUUCUUCUGAGAGUAUAUUAUUUUUUUUUAAUUAAUUUAUUAUUUUUUGGGGGGUACACCAAGUUCAAUCAUCUGUUUUUAUACACAUAUCCCCGUAUUCCCUCCCUUCUGAGAGUAUAUUAUUUUAAAGGUAUCCCACUUUAAACAUUUUUUUUUCUCUCAUAGUGAUUUGAUUUUUUUUGAGUUUUAUUAUUAAAUGGUAAAAGAAAAAGGAAAAAUUUUCUUGUUAUCCCAGUGUUUUAAAAAUAGCCUUCCUGAAAUAUAAUUCACAUACAGUUCACCCAUUUACACAGUUGAGUGGCUUUUAGUAAAUUCAGAGUUGUGCAACCAAUAUCACAAUUGAUUUUAGAACAUUUUUAUCAUUCCCCAAAGAAAUCCUGUACUUCUUAGCUCUAAUCCCUUUCCCCCUCCAGCCCUAGAACUGCUAACCUAUUUUGUCUCUAUUGAUUUGCCUGUUCCAGACAUUUCGUGUAAAUGGAGUCAUACAAUAUAUGAUCCCUUGUUACUGACUUCUUUGACUUAGAAUAAUGUUUUCAGAUUUUAUCCACAUUGUGACAUGUAACAGUGCUUCAUCUCUUUUUAAAGAUUAAAAAAAAGUUAUGUACAAAGAACAAGCAUUAUUUCUUUUAUUGGGUACAUGUCUUGGAUAACCCAUUCAAGGAGCAUCACUCCAUCCAACUUGAUGAAGCCUGUAUCCUCCAUGUACUGAUGGAAAAAUUGGAGGUACAUGUUGAGGUCGUAUUUCCAGAUCAGACCAUGCUGGUCUGACCUGAUGUGGUGAGAUCAGGAAGCUUGGCUGAAUUUUUGCAGGCGGCUCUAGUAGAGCUGCUGCUGGCCCAUCCUGCUUUCAGUAGUGCAGUGAGGCAGACGGCCUUCAUUUCUUUUUAUUACCAAAUAUUCCAUUAUGUGGAUAUAGUACAUUGAAUUUAUCCAUUCAUUAGUUGAUGGACAUUUGGGUUGUUUCCACUUUUUGGCUAUCAUAACUAAUGUUGCUGUGAACAUCUGUGUACAAGUUUUUGUGAGGGUAUAUAUUUUCAUUUUUUUAAAGUAUAUACCUAGGAGUGGAAUUUCUGGUUGUAUGGUAACUAUGUUUAACCUUUUGAGGAACUGCUAAACUGUUUUCCACAGCAGCUAUACUAUUUUACAUUUACACCAGCAGUGUGUGAGGGUUCCAGUUUCUCCAUUCUUUCCAGCAUUUGUCAUGACUUGUUAAUUAUAGCCAUCCUAGUGGAUAUGAAGUGACAUCUCAUAAUGGUUUUGAUUUGCAUUUCCCUUAUAACUAAUGAUGUUGAUCAUUUUUUCAUGUACUUAUUGGCCAUUUUAUGUCUUCUCUAGAGAAAUGUCUAUUCAGAUCCUUUGUCCACUUAAAAAUUGGGUUAUUUUUCUUUUUAUAGAGUAUGAGUUCUUUAUAUAUUCUACAUACCAGUCUCUUAUUUGAAACACUGUUUGCAAAAUUUUUAAAUUGUGAUGACGUCCAGUAUUUUUGUGGUUAUUGCUUGUACUUUUGGUGCUAUAUCUAAGAAACCAGUGCUUGUCUAAAGUCAUGAAGCCUUACUCCUAUUUUUUUCUUACAAGAGUUAAAUAGUUCUAGGUCUUACAUUUAGCUCUUGGAUUCGUUUUGAGUUAAUUUUUUUAUAUGGUAGGGUAGGACUCCAGUUUUAUUCUUUUGCAUGUAGAUAUUCAGUUGUUCCAGUUCCAUUUCUUGAAGUGACUAUUUCCCCAGUGAAUUGUGUUGGCAUCCUUGUCAAAAAAUCAAUUGAUUAUAAAUGUGAGGGUUUAUUUCUGGAUUCUCCAUCUGCUUCAUUGAUCCAAAUAUCCAUCCUUAUGCCAGCACCAUGGGUCUUCAUUAGCUUUGCAGGUUUGAAAUCAAGAAAUGUGGGGGCUUCCCUGGUGGUUCAGUGGUUAAGACUCCAUGCUUCCACUGCAGGGGGUGCAGAUUCAGUCCCUGGUCAGGUAAAUAAGGUAAGAUCCCUCAUGUUGUGCAUUGCAGCCAAAAACAACGAAAAAAGGAAAUCAAGAAAUGUGUCUUUCAAUUUACUCCUCUCUCUCAAGAUUUUUUGGCUAGUCUGUGUCCUCUGCAUUUCCAUAUGAAUUUUAGGAUCACCUUCUCAAUUUUAUUGACAAAGGAGUCCACUGGGAUUUUGAUUGGGAUUGUGUUGAAUCUGUAUAUCUGGAGAGUAUCACCAUCUUAACAAUAUUAAGUCUUCUGAUCCAUGAACAUGGGAUGUCUUUGUCUUCUUUCAACAGUGUUUUAUUGUGUCAGAGUGUAGUUUUGUGCUUUUAUUUAAUUGAAGUAUAGUUGAUUUACAACUUAGAUUCAGUUGUACAGCAAAGUGAUUCAGUUAUCUAUAUAGGAUAUAUAAUAUGUUCUUUCUCAGGUUAUUUUUUAUCAUAGGUGAUCAAAAGAUAUUGAAUAUAGUUCCCUGUGCUAUACAAUACAUCCUUGUUGCUUAUCUGUUUUAUAUAUAGUAGUGUGUAUCUGUUAAUCUCAAACUCCUAAUUUAUCUGUCCCCACCCCUUUCCCCUUUGGUUUGUUUUCUAUGUCUGUGAGUCUGUUUCUGUUUUGUAAAUAAGUUCAUUUUAUUAUUUUUUUAGAGUCCACAUAUGUGAUAUCAUAUAUUUAUUGUUCUUUGACUUCAUUUAGUAUGAUAAUCUCUAGGUGCAUCUAUGUUGCUGCACAUGGAAUUAUUUCAUUCCUUUUUAUGGCUGAGAAAUAUUCCUCUGUGUGUGUGUGUAUACAUAUAUGUAUAUAUAUAUACAUACCACAUCUUCUUUGUCUAUCCAUGGAUGUUUAGGUUGCUUCCAUAUCUUGACUAUUGUAAAUAGUGCUGGUAUGAACAUAGGGGUAUAUGUAUCUUUUUGAAUUAGAGCUUUCUCUAGAUAUAUGCCCAGGUGUGGAGGAGUUGGACCAUAUGGUGACUCCAUUUUUUGUUUUCUAAUGAACUUCCAUACUGUUCUCCAUAGUGGCUGCACCAAUUUACAUUCCCACCAGCAGUGCAGGAGGGUUCCCUUUUCUCCACAUCCUCUCCAACAUUUAUUAUUUGGAGACCUUUUGAUGAUGGCCUUUCUGACUGGUGUGAAGUGAUUAUUUCAUUGUAGUUUUGAUUUACAUUUCUCUAAUAAUUAGCGAUGUUGAACAUCUUUUCAUGUGCUUGUUGGCCAUCUGUUUGUCUUCUUCAGAGAAAUAUUUAGGUUUUCUACCCUUUUUUUGAUUGGGUUCUUUUUUUUUUCUCCCCCAUAUUGAGCUCUAUAACUUGUCUGCGUAUUAUGGAAAUUAAUCCCAAGUCAGUGACAUCGUGUGCAAAUAUUUGCUCCACAGCAAAACGGGUUGUCUUUUCAUUUUGUUUAGGGUUUCCUUUGCUGUGCAAAAGCUUUUAAGUUGAGGUCCCAUUUGUAUACUUUUGUUUUUAUUUCCAUUACUCUAGGAGAUGGAUCCAAAAAAAGUAUUGCUACUAUUUAUGUCAGACAGUGUUCUGCCUGUUUUCCUCCAGGAGUUAUAAAAUAUCUGGUCUUACAUUUAAGUCUUUAAUCCAUUUUGAGUUUAUUUUGGUGUAUGGUGUUAGGGAGUGUUCUAAUUUCAUUCUUUUACAUGUAGCUAUCCAGUUUUCCCAGCACCACUUAUUGAAGAGACUGUCUUUUCUCCAUUGUAUAUUCUUGUCUCCUUUGUCAUAGAUUAAUUGAAUGUAAGUGUGUGGGUUUAUUUCUGGGUCUUCUAACCUGUUCCAUUGAUCUAUGUGUCUGUUUUUCUGCCAGUACCAUACUGUUUUGAUUACUGUAGCUUUGUAGUAUAGUCUGAAGCCAGGAAGCAUGAUUCCUUCAACUUUGUUCUUCUUUCUCAAGUUUGUUUUGGCUAUUUUGGGUCUUUUGUGUUUCUAUACAAAUUAAAAAAUUGUUUGUUCUAGCUCUGUGAAAAAUACUAUUGGUAAUUUGAUAGGGAUUGCAUUAAAUCUGUAGAUUACCUGUGUAGUAUGGUCAUUUUAACAAUAUUGAUUCUUCCAAUCCAAGAGUGUGGUAUAUCUUUCCAUCUGUUUAUGUCAUCUUUGAUUUCUUUCAUCAGUGUCUUAAAAUUUUCAGAGUACAGGUCUUUUGCCUCCUUAGGUAGGUUUAUCCCUUGCUAUUUUAUCCUUUUUGAUGCGAUCGUAGAUGGGAAUAUUUCCUUAAUUUCUCUUUCUGAUUGUUCAUUGUUAGUGUAUAGAAAUGCAACAGAUUUCUGUAUGUUAAUUUUGAAUCCUGCAACUUUACUGGAUUCAUUGGUGAGCUCUAGUAGUUUUCUAGUGGCAUCUUUAGGAUUUUCUCUCUAUAUUAUAACGUCAUCUGCAGUGACAGUUCUACUUCUUCCUUUCUAAUUUGGACUCCUUUGUUUUUCUUCUCUGAUUGUUGUGGCCAGGAUUUCCAAAACUAUGUUGAAUGAACAUGGCAAGGGUGGGCAUCCUUGCCUUGUUCCUAAGCUUAGAGGGAAAGCUUUAAGCUUUUCACUGUUGAAUAUGAUGUUAGCUGUAGGUUUGUCAUACAGCAGCCUAUCUGCUGAUGGGUGGGCAUGUGUCCCCACCCAGUUAGUUGUUUGGCCUGUGGCUCCCAGCCCUGGAGCCUACAGGCUGUUGCAUGGUGCCGGGUCUUUGUGCUAAUGAUCCAAUAUGUCAGCCACCAGGAAUGUUUGCACAGUUGAAUGUUCCGCAAUGUCUGACACCAGUGUCUAUGUCCCCCAGGUGAGCCACAGUCACUAUCCUCCCUCUCCAGGACAGUCUACAAGACCAGCAGGCAGGUUGGCCCAAGCUCCUAUCAGAUUACUGAUUUUGCCCUGGGUCCUGGUAUGUGUGAGAUAUUUUUGUGUGCCCUUUGAAGAGUGAAGUCUCUAUUUCCCCCAGUCAUGUGGGGCUCCUGCAGUAAAGGCCUGCUGGCCUUCAAAGCCAAAUGCUCUGGGGCUUUGUCUUGCCGGUGCCAGACCUGCUGGCUGGGGAGCCUGAUAUGGGGCUCAGAACUCUCACUCCUGAAACCUCUGUAAUAUAAUUAUUCUCCAGUUUGUGGGUCACCCACCUGUGGGGUAUGUGAUUUGAUUACAUUGCAAGUCCUCCCCUCCUAGCUGUCUUGUUGUGGUUCCUUCUUUAUAUCUUUAGUUGUGGAAGAUCUUUUCUGGUAGGUUCCAGUCUUCUUCAUGGAUGGCUGUUCUACAGAGAGUUGUUACUUUGAUGUGCUCGUGAGAGAAGGUGAGCUCAGGGUCUUUUACUCUGCCAUCUUCCACACCUACUCUUUACUUUCAUUGAAUUUAUUCCUAAGUAUUUUUUUUUUGAUCCUAUGAAAAUAUACUUAGUUUUGGUUGUUCAUUGCUAUAGUAUAGAAAGUCAAUUUUUGUAUAUUGAUCUUGUAUCUUGUAACCUUGCUAAACUCAUAUUAGUUUUAAUAGGUUUUUUAGUGGAUUGCUUAAGAUUUUUGUAUAUACAAGAUUGUAUCAUCUGCAAGUAGAGUUUGUUUUACUUCUUCCUUUCCAGUCUACUUGCCUUUUAUUUCCUUGUCAUAUUGUCAAAUGUAAGUGGCAAGAUUGGACAUCCUGUCUUGUCGCUGUGAAUUUACAAAGCCUGCCAGGCACUCUACAAGAAUGAAAACGUUGGCCCUAUAAGGUAUAGUAUUGUUUUUUUUUAAAGAUAGCAUGACUAAAAUGUAUACAUUUUAAAAGUUUUUAAAAAUGUAUUUUAUGGAGGGUAGAUGUGAUCCUUGAGUUAAGCUCAAGUUCAGGCUUUGUCACCCAAAAUAAAUGUACCGUUAGUCUUGGAGGUGUUCCUGUUUGCAGGCCGUCUUAGCAUUUUCACAUAUGUGUCACGCCUCUCCUCACGAAUGUACUGGAAUGUAGAUAUGACCUUCAGUAUCACAGAUGGGGAAACGGACUCACAGUAAUUAAAUUUUAUGCUGCCAAUGAGUACCAGAGCUGGACUUCAAACCCCAAACCCAGAUCGAAUUUCAAAACCUAAGCCCUUCUGCUCUCGCUUUUCAAGUUUAUGACAAAAUCUUACCCCUUUAGAGAAUGAUGUAACUGUAAGUAUUUUGUAGGGCCCAGUCUGUAAAACAAAGAUAUAUUCAAAGCACCCCCAAAAAAGAGCAUGUCUUUUUUUUGGCUUUU